Myxozyma melibiosi is the source of this 1980-nucleotide messenger RNA. RefSeq lists its product as uncharacterized. Gene Ontology annotation, molecular function: DNA-binding transcription factor activity, RNA polymerase II-specific; RNA polymerase II cis-regulatory region sequence-specific DNA binding; protein dimerization activity. Bases 110 to 1780 code for a protein of 556 amino acids. The transcript has a single exon. The record is from RefSeq and is a predicted model, not a curated record. Gene Ontology annotation, biological process: positive regulation of transcription by RNA polymerase II. NCBI's taxonomy places the organism in Eukaryota, Fungi, Ascomycota, Lipomycetes, Lipomycetales, Lipomycetaceae.
CGCACUUGUUCUCGUCUUCUUCCUCAUCGCCGCCAUCGUCGCUUUCUCCGCCUGAGCCUCUUCACCACUUUGAAUACCUUCUUCUUAGCUACUCCUUCCUCUUAUUACUAUGGGCAGACGAAAGAUCCUCAUCAAACCCCUCAAAGACGAGCGCAACCGCUCAGUCACCUUCCUCAAGCGCAAAGCUGGCCUCUUCAAAAAAGCCCACGAGCUCUCCGUCCUCUGCUCCGUCGAUAUCGCCGUCAUCAUCUUCGGCAACAACAAACGUCUCUACGAGUUCUCCUCCUGCGACACUCGCCAGCUGCUUGACCGCUACUCCUGCUCCGCUCCUCACGAGUCCAAAGGCCCCGCAGACUUUGCUCGGCGCUCUGACGUCACUGACGACGAUGCGCUCUCUGAUAAUGUCUCCCCGGAGCCUCCGCAGCAGCAGCAGUUGCAGCAGCAGCAGACCACUCCGCAGCAACAUCAUCAGCAGCUUCAGACGGGUCUGCGCAUGCAGCCGUCGGUAUCAGAAAGCGCCGGUGCUGCCGCUGCCGUGCUCUCUGGCGUGAGACGUCAGCAGCAGCAACAGCAACAGCAACAGCAACAGCAACAGCAACAGCAACAGCAACAGCAACAGCAACAGCAACAGCAACAGCAACAGCAACAGCAACAGCAGCAGCAGCAGCAGCAGCAGCAAUACUACUAUUCCAACCAGCAAAACUUCAACCAAUACCUCGCCUCUAUCUCUGAUCCCCGUCCACAAACUGUCCCCCCGCAGUUUGCCUACUCCGACGGCUCAAAGCCCGAUCCGUCGUCUGCAAACACUUCCUCUGCUCUUGCCGCUGCUGCCGCUGCCGCUGCUUCCUCUACCUCCGCCCGUGCUCUCUCUGUCGAUGCGCAGCCUCGCGCUUCUAUUCCAUCUCUCAGUCCGCCCUCGUUCUCUGCAGAGUCGGGUGCCUCGGCUUCAUCGGUUAGCAGACCAAAGCUUAAGCUCACUAUCCCGCCCGAGAGCGGCGACCAGCAGCAGCAGCAGCAACAACAGCAACAACAACAGCAGCAACAGCAGCAGCAACAUCAACAGCAGCAGCAGCAGCAACAUCAGCAGCAGUAUACCAAACCCGAGACUGCGACCGACUCUUCCUCGUCCGCUGCAAAUUCUGCUCCUCCUCUCUCUGCUCAUAAAGAACUCUCAUCACCUGUUGUCCUCCUGCCGCCGCCUUCGCCUUCGACCUAUCUUAACCCUGGAUCGCUUGGAGGUCCUGGAAACCCGUUUGCUCGCCCGCCUUCACUAAACUCUUCUGGUCAUAACCUUUUCCCACCGACUUCCAGUGGGCAGUCGCAAGCACAACCACAGCAGCAGCAGUCACAAUCACAGCAGCAGCAGCAGCAGACUACACAGACUACAGCGCCCUCAAACACAUCUUCAACAUCCACCGCCGCCACUCUAUCCGCCAACCGCGAGCAGACCCCGGUUUCGGCGCUACCCUCGAGGUAUAUCUCCGAUCUGCUACCCUCGCCCUCGAUGUUCUCCGCCCCGGCCGACUGGGGCAUGCAAUUCAGCGCGAAGAACGGCAUCAUCGGACAAGACCUUCUCCCGAGUCCGUUGCAGUUCCACACCCCGGUUGUGUUUUCUGCCGCGCAGUCGUUUAGCAGAGAUCGUCAGUCAGCGGUCGAGCGGGCGAAUCAAUAUAGUGAUACAUCAGCCGGAGGCGCAAUCGACGCCAGCUCGAGUUUGAAGCGGCAUGGAUGGAGCGAUGAGGACGACAGUGGAAUUGAGGAGAAGCGCAUAAAGCGAUAAUAUCUGAUUUUGUUUAUUUCACACAUCUUUCUCUUACAUAUUUCUUUUACAUACUUACAUACCUCUCUUUAAUUUGGUGCAUUCUUGUGAAUACUUUCUUCUUUCUUUUGCUUCUCGUCUUUUGGUUAUUACUGACACACGGAGUUUUUAAUUGCUGUUUGUUUUGCGUAUAUAUACAGUGUAUCUAUUGUUCAUUUAUU